AUGAAAAAUGUUCACAAAACUUCUUGCUAGCAAUUUUCCAUUAGGUAAACCUGCAGGCCACCGUUAUGAAUUUUUUAACAGUACAGCAGUACCAUUUUUCGUGCCGAGGGCAUUGAAAAGAGGUGCAGCUGUCUGUUAUUUUUUCAGUACUUACAGUGUUAAUUAUGUUAGUCAGCAAAGCGUGUCCUCGAAUUUCCUGUCAGUGUCACGUGUAAUUUAUUUCUUAGUUGGUUGUUCGUAUAGCAUGUACCGUAUUAAUUGAGAAUUUCAGCAAACAGAUCAGCAAGCUGGUCUGAUAAGAAAGCGUACUGUACUCGUUUCAUACCUGGCAAAGUUGACACUUUUUCUCGGAAAAAAUCGACGCUUUGGUCUUCGCCGAUCAACCUAAGAGGACAACUGUACAUGUAAACCAUAAUUUGUAGCCAAAUUUUCCCUUAAGAAUCUUCUUGUUGUCGUUUUGUGGUGAAUCAUCUUUUCCUUGGACACUUUUUCAGCACUGUCACAAAAACGUACAUAUAUUAUCACGAAUGCUCGCACUGAUAAAACACAUCAAAGUGCCACCACCAUGAGUUUACCCCUGUUGCUGCUGCUCUCAGCUGCGUCGACGACUGGUUUCACCGAUGACCUGGAGACCGAAUGUGCCGUGCCUCCACCGCCGCCGUCAACGUUUUCUCAUUCCGACUUCCCCUUCCGCACCGACACAUUGACACGGGAGGAAUUCUGUGUGCGCUUCAUGAAGGACACAGACUGUAACCAAGAGUGGGAGGCACCCGAUUUUCCCAACUGUCUCAAUGCAUCCGAAGCGGAAUUCCAGCGCCAUCCCUACGCAUCUAUGGCAAAGUGGACCUUUGUCGAAUUCGGUUGCGCUGAGGAAACACGGGACCGUAUGAAAACACGAGCGGAGACCUUCCGCCGAAUCAGCCCGCGGCGCGCCAUCAGCAUUGCGUUCUACGCAGACAGUGAAGACCGGGAAGAAUUUGAUCCCAUUAAUUUUGAUGUGGUGGACCCCGUCCGCAACCAGGUGAUACAAGUGGCAGUGAUGAGGUGCGCCACCGUGCACACCACCGAAAAGACCUACAAACUCGGCGACCUGCCGCAGGCGCUUCUCUACUUCCUGGGUUUGCAUUGUCACAAUCUGGUCAUCAAGAAAGCGCAUUUUUCCCGAAUGCCCGGAUUACGUCAAAUACAACUAAUGUCGGCGACCAUCGGAGAACUGGAACCCUACACAUUUACCGAUCUCCCGGAUCUACGAUCGUUGAUUUUAGAGGAUAAAAUUGGCAAUAGUUUAGUAGCUCGUGUGCAGUAUGCUGGUUAUUUUGACACAAGCCUGUUGCCGGACACCGCUGUCGAAAAUGUACGACGUCUGCACUGUGACUGCUCAUUUGCCUGGUUUCGCAAUUUUCUCAAGAAGAAGCCUUACCUGAUUGCCGCCAAGAAAAAAGGCGUGGUUACGAUGGGAACGUACAUAAAGCCCAGUAAAGAUGUUCUUUCACCGGGAGCGUUUCGCAACAUCAGUACCAUGACUGCCCGUGAAGCAACGACAAUGGACUGGAACCCGGUGCUCAGUGUGGACUGCGCUCACGAGUUCAACUGGAGAAACACACAGGCCGGCGACCAGUUUGCUUAUAAUACAUCCUGCUAUAAUCUAAAUUGUUGAGCCGAUGUGAGACACUUUAGUGAAACUUAGUGGGCUACGUAUGUUUCUACCAUACGAGCGGGCAGAGCUGACACUCUUAUUGCUACACCGGUAUUUAGACUGCUGAAUGCUGUUAUCAGGAUACCCUUUCGAUUACUUGCAAGUGCGUUAUUUUUUGUUAUUGUUAUUGCAAUUAAAAUGUUCGUCUACGAAAGUUUAUCUUCUGUCUUGUUUAUCUCUACUUUGUAUUGUACUAUCCUAUCGUCCAGCCUGCAGUUUGUAGCAAACAAUGAUCCGCCAGUUGGUCGACGGACACUGUGGCAAAUAGACCCGAUGCCGCCCCGUCACGAAAAUCAAGCUACGUCUUUCUAGUGCGUCUUGGUUUUCAUUAGUUUCUUAGUUUUUCUUAGGUCUUUUUAUCUUUCUUAGUUUUUGGGAAGCCAUGAAUAGCUUUAUUGUUUACAAUCUGCUGGAAAUAAUAACAGCGGUUUUGGGGACUAAAUUUUCUUAUUUUGUAUCUUAAUUCGGUUUUAUUUUCAGAUCAAUUUUUAACAUAAUGUGGGCCUGUGGCGAUCACAGGUUAUGUUGCUGAUUCUGC
Molecule: messenger RNA, 2234 nt
Organism: Paramacrobiotus metropolitanus
Lineage: Eukaryota; Metazoa; Tardigrada; Eutardigrada; Parachela; Macrobiotidae
Exons: 2
Coding region: 566-1657 (363 amino acids)
Source: RefSeq, a predicted model, not a curated record